Aspergillus glaucus CBS 516.65 is the source of this 432-nucleotide messenger RNA. RefSeq lists its product as uncharacterized. The record is from RefSeq and is a predicted model, not a curated record. The transcript has a single exon. The annotation marks the transcript as partial. Lineage: Eukaryota; Fungi; Ascomycota; Eurotiomycetes; Eurotiales; Aspergillaceae. Gene Ontology annotation, cellular component: mitochondrion.
GCCCACCGAUGGACCUGGAACGAAGGGCAACAACUACGAAGCAGAUACGUCUCGUUCGACUUGAAUGCCCUGAUCCAAGUCGCCGAGGAAGCUGCCGGAGAUGAUGCAGUUUGCGUCAACAUCACCAAGUCACCGGAGGAGAACUUUAAUAAGGUAUUUCUUGUUACUAUGAGAGAUGGGAAAGAGGUCAUUGUUAAGAUUCCGAAUCCGAAUGCGGGAUUGGGCGGUUAUGGGACUGCGUCGGAGGUGGUGACGAUGAAGUAUGCAAGAGAGAAUCUUGAUCUCCUUGUUCCCAGAGUCCUCAGUUAUUGUUCCCGGGUUGACCGGAGUAAAUUGGGCGCUGAGUAUAUUGUUAUGGAGAAGGUGAGAGGCGUUGAACUUGGGCGUGUGUGUGGGAGGGUCUUAAGGGUGGGGAGAAGUUGUCUGUUGUGA